Suhomyces tanzawaensis NRRL Y-17324 is the source of this 665-nucleotide messenger RNA. RefSeq lists its product as uncharacterized. NCBI's taxonomy places the organism in Eukaryota, Fungi, Ascomycota, Pichiomycetes, Serinales, Debaryomycetaceae. The record is from RefSeq and is a predicted model, not a curated record. Bases 10 to 387 code for a protein of 125 amino acids. The transcript has a single exon.
GACGAGUUCAUGGACGCCUGCGCUGGCGCGCUAGCGGGGGUGCUAGCACCCGCAUCCUCUACCGAGAACCCGCAGUUAUACGCGCACUACGCCCUAGUCUGGCGGCUCGACCCGCUGGAGCACCGCUGGUACCGCGAACAGGACUUUGAGCCAGAACGCUUUUGCGACACAGUCGGAGGGUUUGGCAGGCUCUUUGCCACUGGCUUUAGCAUGAACCUCCGCCAGUUCCGAGAGUUGUACCUGCGGGGGCCCAGAAUCGACCACGACGUGCUUGUGCUGGAGUCGGAGGAGACAGGGCGAAUGGUACUGGGAAUGGUGGUGCGACACAGGGCGGUGGAGGGUAGAGAGACCGUGCGAAAAAAAGUUAGUUUCGCGUUGGAGAAAUAGAGGCCUUAGAAUUGAGAACAGUACAGUUCUGAACAAAGAAAAGAGAACAGGCCAGAGCGUUUGGACUGGGGAAAAGUCUGAGAGUUCUGAAGAGUACACUGAGGCUCUUAACACAGUAGAGGUCCAAGAGGCACCAAAACUGCAACGCAUCGUUUAUAUCUAGGAUAUUGAGCCAUGGAAUGGCGAAUAUGGCCGAAAUGGCUAAAAUGGCCGCAAUCGCCGAAACCGGCAGAGAUGUGUAAUGCAUAUACUCCGGGGACCUCUCAGACAGAAGUGGG